AUGGAUCAAUUGAAAUUGGCUUCUGGAGAUAAGAGUGAUCUUACGUCUCCAGAUAAAAACGAAGUGCUACCAAAAAAUUUACUUGAUGAAACUACCAAAAAAUUGAAAAGUGUUGAAAUAAACAAAGAUCAACUUGAGGGUGAUGGAAAUUCUUCGAAAAACUUCGACGGUAAUGAGGCAAAGUUAAAACUAAGAAUAGCUCAAUGUAAGGACAUAUUAACAUCACUAAAGCUGGAACUUAAUGAAGAAAAAAUAAGAUUGUUUAAAGAAAAUAAAGUUACUCAAAUGCAGGCUAUUGAACCUUUAACGAAGUUUUCAUAUAUGGAAAAUAAUGAACAAACCAUAGAUCAAACAGAUAAUUUGUCUUUUACAACAGACAUAUAUCCGUCUUCAGUAGAUAACAAACUUCAUUGUGACGAGAAUUUAUUAGAAUAUGAAAAACAAUUGCAAAAAUAUCAAAAAACACUUAACAUGGCACAAAUAGAAAAGAAAAACGCCAUUAGAAAGCAAAUGCUGGCGAAGGCAUUUAAAUUAAAACUCUUGGAAGUUGAAAAUCAAUGUAAUAUCGAACUGAUACGAAUUAAACAAAGUUUACAAUGUCUUCAACCUCUGAAAUUAAUUACAGAAAAAUGGAAAACCAGUACUAACGAUAACCAAUAUGACAACUUUGAAUUAAUUCCUAUGUAUCCUGAACUCUGCACUUUUUCUGGCAGUGAUGCAUCUAGUAUUUCUAAUGUCGAUGAUAGUGAUAAUAAACUGCCCCUUUAAAUCGUAAUGGACAAACUUGUUAAACAUUUUUUUUUUUCGAGAAUAUAUCUCUCAGGUUUUUAUACAUUAAUGAAACAUUUUUGGUCAUUGUUGUCGAAUAUUUACGCGAAUUUCACUCAUUAUAAUGUAUCAAAUAUUUCGGAUCCUCCCGUGACUAUGGUUGCUCUAAAGUGUCCGAUACGUCGGGUAUUUAAAAACCUUAAUAAAACCGCGAUAAAAUCUGAAAAA
This is a messenger RNA of Melitaea cinxia (Glanville fritillary), 996 nucleotides long. RefSeq lists its product as uncharacterized. The record is from RefSeq and is a predicted model, not a curated record. Bases 1 to 768 code for a protein of 255 amino acids. NCBI's taxonomy places the organism in Eukaryota, Metazoa, Arthropoda, Insecta, Lepidoptera, Nymphalidae. The transcript has a single exon.